AUGGCGGAGAUGCUCCUGAAGGCACAAAAGUACAUGAAUGCAGAAGAUGCCCUAGCUGCCAUAAAAGAUACAGAAAGGCCAGGAGACAAGGCCAAGAGGGAAGACGACCGUAGAGGGCAGAAGAGAGAUCGAUCGGACCGUCGAAACAAUGACGGGAAUAGGAGGAAGGACGAUAAAAAUCCUCGGACGAACAAGUAUUGCCGGUUCCACAGAGACCAUGGCCACCUCACAGAGGAUUGCAGAGAUCUAAAGGAGCAAAUAGAAGAGUUAAUACGGAAAGGGAAAUUACAAAAAUAUGUAAAGAAAGGAGAAUAUAGCAAGUUCAGGGACGACAGUAAAAUCCAGCAUGAAGCCUUCUUGCGGGAUGACAACCAUACGUCCCAGCCUCCACGAAAGGUGAUCGGGGAGAUAAACACGAUCACAGGGGGACCAUUCUCAGGAGGAUCGUUUAGAUCACUCAAAAAGGCAUACCAUAGACAGGUGAACAGCGUCCACGCCAUGCCUCCGUCCAAGCACAGACGAACAUACCAAGAUAUGUCUUUUAGUGAAGGAGACGCCAUGGGAGUGAAGCAGCCCCACAAUGAUCCCCUGGUUAUAAUGCUGAAUAUCGAAGGGUUCAAUACCAAAAGGAUCCUCGUUGAUAACGGAAGCUUCGUGGACAUCAUCUACUUCCCAGCCUUCCAGCAACUGAGAUUAGACCCAAAAAGGCUUCGCCCUUUUAAUUCUCCCCUCGUCAGUUUCAGUGGAGACAGGGUUUACCCCAGGGGCAUAGUAACGUUAACGGUGACGGCAGGGACCUAUCCAGUACAGUUGACCAAACAAGUAGACUUCCUGGUAGUAAAUUGUCCCUCAUCCUACAAUGUCAUCAUUGGGAGGCCCACCCUCAACAAGUGA
Quercus robur (English oak) is the source of this 894-nucleotide messenger RNA. RefSeq lists its product as uncharacterized. The record is from RefSeq and is a predicted model, not a curated record. The transcript has 2 exons. Bases 1 to 894 code for a protein of 297 amino acids. Lineage: Eukaryota; Viridiplantae; Streptophyta; Magnoliopsida; Fagales; Fagaceae.